This is a messenger RNA of Sardina pilchardus (European sardine), 5940 nucleotides long. RefSeq names its product protein phosphatase 1H-like. Lineage: Eukaryota; Metazoa; Chordata; Actinopteri; Clupeiformes; Clupeidae. Gene Ontology annotation, biological process: protein dephosphorylation. The record is from RefSeq and is a predicted model, not a curated record. Gene Ontology annotation, molecular function: protein serine/threonine phosphatase activity. The transcript is spliced from 10 exons. Bases 388 to 1929 code for a protein of 513 amino acids.
AAGAGAAAGAGAAGGGGAGUCGUUCAGAGCAUCUAUGCAUCCAUUCUAUAACACAAUUUAUUCCGCUGCAUUUCAAGUUUCUCACGAAGUAAAGAUGUAGGGGUAUCUUAUACUGUAUCUCCAGGUGAAGCUACCUUUACUCACAGCUGUCAGCCAGAGCUAAAAGCGUAGCCCUGAGACCAAAUCCUGUCCUUCUGUCACAUGACCGCUAAUCGUAAGUAAGCAUUUCCGCGUUCACGAGAUCUCUUGCAACCACUGAAUGAAGCCUUGGACUGGGAUUAAUUUUUCUGCAUCGUGCUGUGGUCCAAACGCAUUGCCGAGCUGGGGGGAAAUUCGGGGAAGGGAAGCCGUGCAACGCAUCGCACGGAUACACGUCGCGGUGCCAACAUGCUCACUCGGGUGAAAUCUGCGGUGUCCAAUUUUAUGGGAGGCAUCAUGGCUGGUGCUUCCAACGGUGACCACAUCAGUGGCAUAGACCUGCCACUGAAAUUCCCUUACAUGAGACCUGAGUUUCUUGGGCUGUCACCGGAUGAAAUAGAGUGCUCCGCAGAUCACAUCGCUCGACCGAUCCUCAUUUUGAAAGAGACUAAAAGAUUGCCAUGGGCUACUGGUUACGCAGAGGUGAUCAAUGCAGGGAAGAGCUCUCUCAAUGAGGACCAGGCGUGCUGUGAGGUGGUGGUGGUGCCGAAGCGCUCCACAGGCGGCUGCUCCACCCCCAGCAGAACCCCCACAGCCAAGAGGAGAUCUUCUCUGCCCAACGGAGAGGGCCUCAGUCUCAAGGAGCAGCCGGACUCUGAGGGACUGGUGUUUCACUACUGGGGCAUGUUUGAUGGGCAUGCAGGCUCAGGGGCAGCUGUGGUUGCCUCCAGGUUAAUGCAGCAUCACAUUGUGGAGCAGCUGCAAGAUGUUCUGGACGUGUUGUGCAACUUCGCUAGCCUACCCCCCACCUGCCUGGGAGAGGAGCCCAACAAUCACCCGACGCCAGGGACCAACCGGGCCCUCACACGUGCCGCCUCCCUCAGGGGGGCCGCCGGGGCCCCAGGGUCCCCCUGCACCCCUCCUCCACGCUUCUACACAGAGAAGAAGAUCCAGCAUGAGAGUCUGGUGGUGGGAGCCCUGGAGAACGCCUUCAAAGAGAUGGACUCCCAGAUUGAGCGGGACAAGGCCGUGUACAACAUCACUGGGGGGUGCACGGCCCUGGCGGCGGUCUACCUGCUGGGGAAGCUCUACGUGGCCAACGCAGGGGACAGCAGGGCCAUCAUUAUCAGGAACGGAGAGGUAAUCCCCAUGUCCACGGAGUUCACCCCAGAGUCAGAGCGACAGCGACUGCAGUUCCUGGGCUUCAUGCAGCCGCACUUACUGGGAGGGGAGUUCACACACUUGGAGUUCCCCAGACGAGUGCAGAGGAAAGAGGUGGGGAAGAGGAUGCUCUACAGAGACUUCACCAUGAAUGGCUGGGCAUAUAAAACCGUUGACGAUGAUGACCUGAAGUUUCCUUUAAUAUAUGGAGAAGGAAAGAAGGCACGGGUGAUGGCCACCAUUGGAGUGACUCGGGGGCUUGGCGACCAUGACCUUAAAGUGCACGAUUCAAACAUUUACAUCAAACCCUUUCUCUCCUGCUGUCCAGAGGUAAAAGUGUACAAUCUAACCCAGUACGAGCACGGGGCAGAUGAUGUACUAGUUAUGGGAACUGACGGCCUCUGGGAUGUCCUGUCCAAUGAGGAAGUAGCUGAAGCAGUCACAUCUUUCCUGGUCAACUGUGACCCUGAUGACUUACACAGGUACACCAUGGCUGCCCAGGACCUGGUCAUGCGUGCCCGAGGGGUGCUGAGGGACCGAGGCUGGAGGAUCACCAAUGACAGACUGGGCUCUGGAGAUGACAUCUCUGUCUACAUCAUCCCUCUGAUGUAUGGUAACCGCCAAGUCUAGAACAAAGAGCCCUCCGAGAGAGGGUUCCUACUGCACACCCCCCCCCCCCCCCCCGCUCCUCCGCCCCUCUCCCCCUCAGUGUACUUCAUCUGGGGUCCGCUGAGGCUCCUUGCCCUUGUCCCAUCCUGUGCUUCCCUCUGGAGUCUCUUCCUGUGUGAUGAACAGUUACCGAUGACAAGCACUUUGUAUAUUUCUCAACUAUGUAUUUCAUGUGACCCCUGACUACAGACCACUGACUAUGUGCUUUGACACAGAAUGGCCUUUUAAGGUUAUAUAAUAUCCCUCACAGAAUUUCUUCCAGCUUCCCUGAACAUGCUGAGUGUAAAUGCAGGUUCUGUAGUUGUAGGACAUUUCUGAAAAGCGCCAUUUUCCAGCUUUGUUUUGAAGAUUACGGGGUAAUGCAGGAGAGAAAUGGUAUGGAGUGAAGAAUUUGAGCAAAGUGCAAUGACUUAAAUGAUGCGAUAUGUGUAUGCAGAUACGCUUAUUUUUAUGUUAAUGCUAUGUGUGCGUGGGGGGAGGGGGUAUGCCUUGUUUAUAUUUUGUCAUUACUGUAAAAUCUAUACAUGGGCCAAGUAUUGAUUAUUUAUUCUAACAUAGGAGAUGUACUUGAGUUACUCCUGUGUUCUGUACAAGAAGGUUACAGACAUGUUUGCUGCUGACUCACACUACCACUCAUUAGGAGGGGACCACUCUGUUCACAGCAGCAGGAGUAAGACAGGGUUUAUGGAGCUAAUGUAAGGAAUGUUAAUGUAAGGCUGGACCAGCAGUUGAUGGUAAAUGGUUUGGCAUUUUCAGAUGAUGGCACUGGGGGGGGGGGAUCACAGGCCUCACCACAAGCUGUUUUAACUGUUGACUGAAACAGUGAGAAUUCAAUAUUACUGAGUAUUGAAUGAACUAUUCUAUAGUAAACUACUGAGUUUGCCAUUGUCCAUAAAACGAAGCAUGAUGCCCAUUGCAGGUGGACAUGCUCAUUCAGAUGGCCCUGAUAUGUGGCUCAUAUCCCUACCUGACUGAGCAGAAAGGGUCUCUUAUUUGAAGGUCAUCAGAUUUCCGUAGGCAUAUCACAAGAUGUACAGCAUGGCUGUCGGACAUUCUGUCAUCAAACUGAAUAUGGAGAUUGAGUGAAUGUGAUUUUAGGAUAUCUGUGUUCCAUUUUCACUUCUGUCUGUGCCAUUUCCUGCAUGCUGCUGAAUGUGAAAUAUUGUUUUACAAAAAAAAUGUCAGCAAGGGGCAGUAGUUUUGUUAGUAUUUUGUUCUAAACUGUAUUUACAAGUCUUACGGUACAGUAAGGUGUUUGUGUGUUAAUAGCUUUUGUAGAGCAAUAUAACAAAUAGACAGUGUCACUGAUUUUUACCUGCGAGUGUACAAUUCCUUUUAUUUUAAGUGUUCAAACUACAUUUUAAAUGUAGUCAUUAUUUUUUUUGUGUUCUCAUCUAUGAUACUGUAUUUGUAUUCAAAAUAAUGUAUAACUUUAUUUAUUAUUAAGCAAGCUCAAAGUAAUGUUUCUCCCUAAAUAUAUAUUUAUGUAUUUAAACUAUGGCAGCAAAGUCCUGGAUCUGCAGACGCUGACACAACAGUCUGACAUUUUUUGAUUGUUUUCUAUGUCAUAUUUGCACAAUUAUAGCCUAUGUUUUGGGAUGAAUGGAUUGUAUUUAUUGUUUUUUGUAGAAAAAGAUGUUUUGGGGAAACUUUUUUUUUAAGAUGGUGCCACUUGAAACCAAUUGUGCAUGGGAAUAUGACAAGUUGCUGAUGGUGUGCCAGUUUCUCUAAAAGGAAGUUUUCUAACUCAGGUUUUUGAUCUUGAACAUUGAAAUAAUCAAUGGGUAGCAUUUUUUUUGGUUAAAGGAAACCAGAAGGAACUUGGAAUCUCUAACAUUCAAACACACUUAGGUGUUGUUUACACGGCGUAAACAUAAUUAUGUUUACCUUUACGCUUUUCAAUGCAAGUUAGUCAUCUAUUUUUUUACACAAAAUGAGCUGCCCACAUUGUGUCUACUUGAAUUUGUCACAGUGCUCCAGUCAGCCCCCAUGCAUCUGAACAAAUACAGAAAGUACACAUCCACAUGGUUAUUCUAUGUGCAAAUGUAGGAAAUCCAUAUACUAGCUGCAUUUUUAAGCUAAGUGUGGACUACAAAACAAAUAUGAAAAUCCCUACCUCCUUUCUAAAACUAAACCUUUUGUGAACUAUACAGGAACAAUAAUACAAAUCGGAGAUUGUUAUAUGUAACUAUUUAUCUAAAUCAUACUACAAACUUACCGGCUUGUUAUCAAUUGUUGAAAAGAUCUGAUAAAGAGGGCAGGUCAGCCAAGUCUUAAAAGCAAGUGACCAAAUAAGAUUGAUGCAGAAGCAGGGAGUCUACCAAAGAUCAAAUGACAACUAUCAGCCAUGAUGAUAAGUUAAAACACUGGCUUAACAGUGAAUGCCUCAUUUAAACAGCUUGGGCAGAGACACUCUGUCAUUUAAGGUCAGCAUGCAACUGGACUGAGCUUUUACAACUGUUACAAAGAACAGGACAAGUCCAUUUCAAUCAUAGUUUUUUUUGUAGCUAUGCAAAGACAGUUGAUGCUGCUAUAUCCAGACACAUACUAUCAAGAUAAAGGUAAUGGACUUCCAGUCUUACAUACAGGUAGAACCUCAUUCAUAUCCUUUUGAGUUUUCCUGGCAACAAAAGAUGAAUAUUUAGAAAGGGGGUGGGCAGGUUAACUUCAUUUUUGAGGAUGCUGCCAUAUUUCAUCACAAUAUGGUCUUUGUAGAAAUCCAUCUACAUAGCAUUAUGCCAAUCCCACUUUCUCUCAAAUAGCUGUAUGCAAAAGUUUGGGCACUGUGGAAAGUCAGCAUUUCAUUUUUUUUCCCAUCUUGCAUACCAUGUUAAGGUCUAUUAAACAGAAUGUUGUGCAUGUACAUCAUUGUUAGGAUUAACCUACAGAAUUUCAAUCUGAAUUUGAAUUCAUAAACCUUUUCUUUACCUCAGUUCUGUCUUCUAUGCUACUGGCUGCUAAAGAAUCCUAAAACACAAUAUCCACCACAUAUUUACAGUUGUCAAUGGGUUCCCCUCAAACACUUUUUUUCCACCUUUUUUCGUUCAUCGGCUCACAGCCCUUUCUCCAAAAUGACAUGUUGUGACUUAUAGACAUUAAUAUGGAAGUUGUUAAGAUUUCCCUUUGGUAGCCCUUCCAGGUAGACAAUGUUUCUGCAAGCAGCAAUUCACAUUGCAAUGCCAUACCAGUGUCAGAUAAAUCUUGCUGGGUCAUAUGACUAACUUGGUUGGCCUUUCUGCUAAGCGGACAUACAGUUUUCCUCAAAAUCUCGCCUUAACUUCCUGAGUUACCUUUAGUCCUCAAGUCAUUGGAAACUGCAAGCAGGAAAUGCUUUGAUAUCUUUCUGCUGUUUGUGCUUCGUCAGCAUCCCACGUGCUGGGGAGUCUUCCAAGUGUGUGUGGUUUAGUCACAAACCCGGGCAUUCAUUUAGGAAAACCUCCUAAAAGAAGAAACCUUGCCAUGUUUGAAUUAAAUCACAUAUUUGGAAUAUCUCCCUGUCCAUCCUUUACAACAAGUCCUUACAAAUGAAGUAACACUCACUAUGUCAGGCUAUAUUCUGGAAGGGUGCCCAAACUUUUGCACAACAUAAUUAGUGUUGAACUUUGUAUUUUAACAAAAUACAAUCUUUUUUCCCAUAGGGGUGCUCAAACUUCGCAUUCCACUGCAUAUGGUUUGAACCUGUAUACAUGGAGUACAAUUCUUUUCACCGACUACCUUGAGGAGUAUGUGUUUGGGAUCAGUGAGUUAGAGAGAUUAUUGUAACAUUUUCAAUGUCAUCAUAUAUUUUGGGGAGGGUUUGGACCACUGGAAAACUCCUUUGUUAACCUUGCAAUGUACAUUUUGUAAACAGUGUCUGGAGUCAAACGUAUUUUUAAUGUUCUAGGUAUUUUAUGUGCAAAGACCUUGGAAAAAUCUUUACCUCUAGUGUUGGUUUUCCAAAAAAAAUAAAUACAAAACAUAAUUGAUAAAGAA